CUCAAAAUUCGACAAAUUCGGAUUUGAGUAUAUCACAUAUACUUAUCAAAAAGGACUAGUUUCGUUUCUAAAGAACUUCUUAAUUUGGUAAUCCAAAAAUCUCGAGCAAUAUUAAUUGAAGAUGUGUGUGUACACCCUUCAAUUACACUUUCUUCCUCAACAAAAAAACAAGAUGAAAGACAAAACCAUGAACAUAUUCUUCUUUUUCUUCUUCACAUGCUUUUUCUCUAUACUUAGUCCUCUGAAUGCCAGGAAUGUUUCUCCUCUCCCAUCAUUUUCAGGAAGUGCACCACAGAAUCGAAUCCCAGCUGUAUAUGCUUUUGGUGAUUCGACACUUGAUUCUGGUAACAAUGACUAUAUAACCACACUUUUCACAGGUGAUCAUCUACCAUAUGGAAGAGACUUCCCCGGUCAUGCUGCAUCUGGAAGAUUUACUAAUGGAAGAUUAACUGGUGAUUUUUUAGUAUCUUAUUUAGGUCUUAAAAGGGCAUUACCACCAUAUUUAGCACCAAAGUUAAGUGAUCAAGAAUUACUUAGUGGUGUCAGUUUUGCAUCUGCUGGUACUGGUUUCGAUGAAUUAACUGCACAGACGGCAAGUGUUAUCAAUAUGGAUACACAAAUAAGGUACUUUAGAGAAUACUUGGGGAAGAUUAAUAAAACUGCUGGAGCUGAAAAAAGUGCUGAGAUUAUUAAGAACGGGUUGUUUGUUAUUAGCGCUGGUACAAAUGAUAUGGUGUUUAAUUAUUAUGAUCUCCCCUUGAGAACUGUACAGUAUUCAUUGCCUGAAUACCAUGAUUUCUUGCUUCACAGAUUAGAGAACGUUGUCCAGAAAUUACAUUUCUUGGGUGCAAGAAAGUUUGUUAUAUCAGGUAUGCCACCAAUUGGAUGCUUGCCAGUUCAGAGGACAAUUGGUAGUUUAUUACCUGGUCAACACAUCCUUCAGCGUAUUUGUACUGAAAAACAAAAUUUAGAUACCCAAGCAUACAACCAAAAGCUUCAGAAUCUCAUCCAACGAUUUCAAGCUACACUUUCGGGAUCCAUUUUUGCUUACACCGACUGUUAUGGUCCUAUGAUGGAUAUGGUCAAUAAUCCAUCAAAAUACGGGUUUGAAGUAACUGGACAAGGGUGUUGUGGAACCGGCAUGAUAGAAAUGGGUUUCCUAUGCAGUGGAUUAUUACCGGCAUGUUCAGACGCAUCAAAAUAUAUGUUUUGGGAUGCUGUUCAUCCAACCGAAGCUACUUAUCGUACGCUUGCAUCAAUCUUACAACAAUCAGUUCUUCCUCGUUUUCUUGUUUAAUUAAUUAAUUAGUUUAUUUAUUCGCUGUAAUGUUAACUGUUAGUGAUUCAAGACCAAAAUCUUACGUGCUUAUAUUUAAGUGUAUAUGAGGUUGUCUGAACUGAUUAAGAGUUUGUUUUGAACCAACAAUAUAGUUCAAGAACA
Messenger RNA from Papaver somniferum (opium poppy), 1441 nucleotides. Its product is annotated as GDSL esterase/lipase At2g40250-like. NCBI's taxonomy places the organism in Eukaryota, Viridiplantae, Streptophyta, Magnoliopsida, Ranunculales, Papaveraceae. The record is from RefSeq and is a predicted model, not a curated record. The coding region runs from base 122 to 1297 and encodes 391 amino acids. Gene Ontology annotation, molecular function: hydrolase activity, acting on ester bonds. The transcript has 3 exons.